Molecule: messenger RNA, 2997 nt
Organism: Ceratina calcarata
Lineage: Eukaryota; Metazoa; Arthropoda; Insecta; Hymenoptera; Apidae
Gene: oys
Product: lysophospholipid acyltransferase 6
Exons: 12
Biological process (GO): lipid modification
Cellular component (GO): membrane
Molecular function (GO): acyltransferase activity
Source: RefSeq, a predicted model, not a curated record
AUGGUUUCAAUUUCUAAAGACCGUGCACGAGAUCGUUCUGUGACAAUGACCGAGGAGGAGUACUACGACGGCUCCCGGAUCUUCUUCUGGCUCACUGAUUUCGUCGACUUGUCCAUCGACCAGGUGAACUUCCUAGUGACGCAGUUCACGGCACUGGUGCUGGCUGGAUUUUUGCGAACGUUUCUCAGCCCACGCGCCGUAACGGCAGCCACCAGACAUGUGUUUGGUCUCGUCAUCGGCCUCGCGCUUGGAUAUUUCUGCUUCGGCAGACAGGCGAUACACCUCGCAGGCCUCCCUGCGAUAUGUUACAUAGCCAUGCGCACGCAAGAUCCCCGCUACAUACAGAGGUAAAUGUUUGCCGUUUCGACGCUGGGAUGGUCGGAUUUUGUCAACAUUUACCACCGACAGAUGUACAGCUACGCCUCGUACACUCUCGACAUCACCGGGCCACUUAUGGUGAUAACGCAGAAGGUAACCAGCCUCGCAUUCAGCGUGCACGACGGAUUAACGCGAACCGAUGAGGAACUCACGCCGACGCAGCGUCAUCAAGCCGUAAAAAAGAUGCCGACGACGUUAGAGUACUUCAGCUACGUCUUCCACUUUCAAGCGUUGAUGGCCGGACCGGUGAUAUUUUAUCGCGAUUACAUCGAUUUCAUUCACGGACGUAAUUUGUCCGGAUCGAAAGCUCUAACGGGCUGCGACAAAAAUACCGGUCCGUACGGCGAAAUAGUCUUGGAACCAUCUCCGACGCAGGUUGUAAUAAAAAAGGUCGUCGUGAGCUUACUGUGCGCCGCUAUGUUCGUCACUUUCAUUCCGGCGUACCCGAUCUCAAAGCUGAAAGAUGAUGACUUCCUAAAGAACACGACGGCGUUCUCCAAGAUGUGGUUCUUGAUGGUAGCCACCAUGCUCGUUCGUUUCAAGUAUUACCACGCUUGGAUAUUCGCCGAUGCGAUCUGCAAUAACUCCGGCCUUGGGUUCAGUGGGUAUGAUGCCAACGGUGAACCCAAGUGGGAUUUGAUAUCCAACGUCGACGUUUACGGUUUCGAGAUGUCUCUCAACCUGAGAGACAGCAUCGAACACUGGAACAAGGGGACGAACAGGUGGCUUAGGUCGGUCAUGUACGAUAGAGUGAAGCACGAUAAAGUUGCGUUAACAUACGCCCUGUCCGCCCUGUGGCACGGUUUCUACCCCGGUUACUAUUUAACGUUCGCCAACGGAGCGUUCUUCACCGUUGUGUCGCGCAUUGGUCGCCGUAAAGUACGACCGCAUUUCUUAGGAUCCAAGCGAAUGAAGUUCCUCUACGAUGCACUUACGUUCAUGGCGACGCGAGUCUUAAUGGCCUACAUGACGUUCAGCUUCAUACUCUUGGAGCUGUUACCAAGUCUCAAUGUGUACCUGUAUUUCUAUCUGUUUCCACACGUGAUCGGUUUAGCUAUAAUAGCGUUAGCACCGCGUCUUCCGAAAGUCCCGGCGUACAAGAAAAGAAGCGAAGAGGAGUCGAAGGUGUCUCAGGAAUUGACGAACGGAACCGUGCGCAAUUCCAUGUGAAAUCCUGUUGGACGCGGGCGAACGAGAAAAUAAACGAGUGAUGAGAGAUAAAUAUUUUUUACGAACGUUUUAACGCGCAUACAAAUAUUAUGUACAUAUUAUAUACACGCACACGUACAUAUUAUAUUAUAUAUACGAAUAUUGAUAUUUACUGUUGCGACGUGUUACUGGUACAAAUUCUAUGUCGAGCGUGAAAAAAGUCUGUUUUCUAUACGGAACGUGAACGAGUAAUCCUCCGACCGCGGAUUUCGCGCGUUUACACGAAAGCGGAAUGCUGCGUGGUAGUCUACUAAAUUAUCCCGAAUAUCAAUAGCUGAACGCUUGCUUCAAUGUUUUUUAACGACUACCUACGAUUUACGAUUUUCAUCCGAUGUCACGAACGUUGUUUAAAAAUCCGCAGUCUGGCAAUCGUACAUUUCUGAGCAUACGCACAAUUCGGAAUCGUUUCAGAUUUCACGAUGAACGACGCGCGCAAUUCAAACUGCUGUUUAUGCAUUUAUGCAAGAUUUCGAUUCGUAGAAAACUGAGUGCGUAUAGUGUACCAGUGCGUGGAGUGGACCAUUGAACUAUAUAAAACAUCUGAUCAAUGUGAACGAAUGGGUGGGGGGUAGGGGAUAUUCGUCGACAAAGAGGAACCGUGAAGGAAUUUCUAGGUGUAUAAUGCAUGUUUGCUGAACUCAGACGCGUGAAGCACAUGAUUGCGUAAUAUUUUCGAGUUGUUGACAAUGUUAUAGAUUCAAGUGAUUCGAUCGAAUAUCAAACUUCUAUCCCCACCAUAGCUAAAUUUACUGUAAGUUAAUACAAAUAGAGACAGGGACUAUAAAAGAAAGGAUAAAGAUUCCUCUAGAGAUUCUCGCUUCUUUGAGCUACUUUUCUAUCCUUACGACUUCUGACAACCGCGUACACUACAGAUGUUUUAUAUAGCUCAAUGGCGUGGAAGAAAUAUAUAAGGCUAGAGUAAUGUAUGUCGUUGCGAGUGAAAUUUCUAUUUAGACUCCAUUUUACCUUGAUCGAUCUUCACAGGACUUUACGGGCUCCUUCGACGUCACGCACCACUCCUUCCGGGUUCUCUCUGCACGGUGUUUAUCGUGUGAAUAAAAAAGAUCGAUGAAUCGUAACGUCUUCGUUACGGCUUCGAUUCUAAGCCACUUUUGCAGUUUUAUAUUUUAGUAUUAUCGCGAAUCGAUUGAAAUAUAUCUAUUGCGAUCGUGAUUCCAUUGAAGUAAAUUCAGAUGUUUACGAGACGUUGAUGUUUCAUUCGAAUAUUUGGAAGUAUAUUAAACACGGCGAUGUUACGUGAGUAUGAUGUUACAAGUUUGUCACAAAGCGUCUUCUCAGUUUUACGAAUUUUAAAUUCUCUCCUGUAUUUUAAACAAACCAAAGAUUCUAAUUCUCCGACGAUGUGCGAUACGAAUAUUGUAUACCCCGAAUAAACAUUUUUACAUUCUA